UCUUCUUCAGUGUCUGUCUCUCUCUACUAAGGUUCGUCGACUUCGUAGAAGCAAAAUAUGUUCUUGAUUCGUCUCUCCCGCCAUAAUCCAUCCUCUUUUACACUUCUCACGCGCCGCCUUCACGACCAAACAAUUUCCUCUUCACGACUCCGAGACCUUUACAAUUUUCAAUCACCGCCGCCUUUGUCGUCGUCAGCCUCUGAAAAUUCUGACUUUAACCAGAAGAACAAUAAUAAGAAGAAGCCAAAGCCGCAGUACCGUCCACCUUCUUCGCUGGAAGGUGUGAAGACGGUUCACUCUGAUCUUCCGUUUGAUUUCCGGUUCAGUUACACAGAGAGUAGUUCAAAUGUGAGGCCAAUUGGCUUGAGAGAGCCAAAGUAUUCACCUUUUGGUCCUGACCGGUUGGACCGGGAAUGGACCGGUGUCUGUGCGCCGGCGGUUAAUCCAAAGGUUGAGUCUGUGGACGGAGUGGAGGAUCCGAAGCUGGAAGAGAAAAGAAGGAAAGUGAGAGAGAAGAUCCAAGGGGCAUCACUCACUGAAGCUGAAAGGAAAUUUCUGGUGGAGCUGUGUCAGAGGAACAAAACUAAACGACAAGUCAAUCUUGGGCGAGAUGGUUUGACUCAUAAUAUGCUGAAUGAUAUCUAUAAUCAUUGGAAACAUGCUGAAGCGGUUCGGGUCAAAUGUCUUGGAGUCCCAACUCUCGAUAUGAAGAACGUUAUAUUCCACCUUGAGGACAAAACGUUUGGCCAGGUAGUGUCUAAACACUGUGGUACCCUUGUGUUAUAUAGAGGGCGAAACUACGAUCCUAAGAAAAGGCCUAAGAUCCCAUUGAUGUUGUGGAAACCUCAUGAACCUGUGUACCCUAGGCUGAUUAAAACAACAAUUGAUGGUCUAAGCAUCGAUGAGACCAAAGCAAUGAGAAAGAAAGGGCUAGCGGUUCCUGCCCUGACAAAACUCGCCAAGAAUGGUUAUUACGGUAGUCUUGUUCCAAUGGUGAGAGAUGCUUUCCUCGUGAGUGAAUUGGUACGGAUUGAUUGCUUGGGACUAGAUAGAAAGGAUUACAAGAAAAUUGGAGCAAAGCUUAGGGAUUUGGUCCCUUGCAUCCUGGUGACAUUUGACAAGGAGCAGGUCGUGAUUUGGAGAGGUAAAAACUAUAAGCCACCCAAAGACGAUGAUGAAUAUUCCUCCUUCAUUCAUCGUGAAUCUUCCAUAGACUCCGAUGGCGAUUUAAGUUGUAGCAGAGGGGCUCAAGAUUCUCCAGACGAGAUAACCAGAACCUAGGAUGAUUUAGUACUCUUGAUCCCAGAUGUAUAGUUAUAAUGUGAGAGUAAUUUGUGGUAAUGUUUCUGGAGAAUCCAGCUUUUUGACAAAUUGAUAUAAUUAAUCCAAGUGGCUUAC
Messenger RNA from Arabidopsis arenosa, 1398 nucleotides. The record is from the annotation of a GenBank genome assembly. Lineage: Eukaryota; Viridiplantae; Streptophyta; Magnoliopsida; Brassicales; Brassicaceae.